Podospora pseudopauciseta is the source of this 2227-nucleotide messenger RNA. RefSeq lists its product as uncharacterized. The record is from RefSeq and is a predicted model, not a curated record. NCBI's taxonomy places the organism in Eukaryota, Fungi, Ascomycota, Sordariomycetes, Sordariales, Podosporaceae. Gene Ontology annotation, biological process: negative regulation of transcription by RNA polymerase II; positive regulation of transcription by RNA polymerase II. Gene Ontology annotation, molecular function: chromatin binding; oxidoreductase activity; transcription factor binding. The coding region runs from base 392 to 2029 and encodes 545 amino acids. The transcript is spliced from 4 exons.
GACCGAUACCACCAUCAAAGCCGUCCUUCCAAUACUGCAAGGCAGCUUACCUUCCUGACCGACUAUGCCUAUCUCACCAUCUGCUUGCACCUUUGCAGCUUUGGUCGAGCAAUUUAUGAGGCUCAGCAUGGCAGGUGCAACUCUUGUUGGCCCAGAAGGCGAUUACUCCCAGCCUUUCCCCGCUGAAAUGCCCCCCUCGUGAUGUUCAUCUCAUGAGUAUAUCUACCCGUCUCCUCGUAGACCAUGAGGUGCGGGCUUUUGAUUGACAUUCUUUUUUGUUACCGCCCUCAUUGUUGCAUUCAUUCCUACAGACCAUCGAGCUUCUAGUAGUUUUACAAUACUUCUUGCAGUGUUAUCACACUCUCGAGGGUUCCAAAAAAAGCUCACCCAGAUGGAUGCUUACUCGAUGUCAAUUAGUAGCGCUUCCCGGAGAGUCACCUCGAAGCUGUAUCAAGAUCUGAAGACAGCCAGGCUUUACACUUUUGACAGAUCACAUAAGGAACUGGGCAUCAUGGAUAGAGUCUUACAGUUCGAAUCUUUGGAUCCGAAUAGAAAACCACACAUUGGGAUUGUCGGUGCUGGUUUUGCAGGUCUUCGAUGUGCAGAUAUCCUCAUUCGAUAUGGCUUCCGAGUGACGAUCCUUGAAGCCCGUAAUCGCCUCGGCGGCAGGAUACAUCAAGAAAGGCUCCCCAGCGGCAAUCUGAUAGACAUGGGCGCCAACUGGAUCCAUGGCACUGAUGAUAACCCGAUCCUGGAUCUGGCAAAGGAGACCAAAACACACACUGGGGUCUUUGACAGCGAAUCGUAUGUUUUUGACGAAGACGGCACACUUCUAUCUGCACAGGAAGGAGAUAAAUUCUCAACGGUCAUGUGGAAUAUCAUUGAAGAGGCUUUUGAGUACUCUGAGAAGCACGGGACUCAAAUAGACGCGGACAAGACGCUGUUAGACUUCUUCAAGGAGCAAAUUCUCAAGCAAAUACCCGAUACACUAGAGGGAUAUGAACGACAGAGGAAAUUUGUCCUGCAGAUGGCCGAUCUUUGGGGGGCUUUUGUUGGCAGUCCAGUUGAGACACAGAGUCUCAAGUUCUUCUGGUUAGAAGAGUGUAUUGACGGUGAAAAUUUGUUUUGCGCUGGGACCUACCGCAAAAUCCUGGAGAGGGUGGCGAAGCCAGCUGUUGAUGGCGCUGAUAUUCGAUAUGGAACGCGGGUAUCGGAGAUAUACGGAAAAUCUACAUCACCCAAUGGAACUCCCAGGGCGAGGACUGCCGAUGGCCAGAUACUCGAGUUUGACGAGCUGGUUGUCACCACACCGCUUGGAUGGCUCAAACAGAACACUCACGCCUUCCACCCUCCUCUUCCAGAUCGACUAUCCAAAGCCAUCCAGAAUAUUGGAUACGGGUGCCUAGAGAAGGUGUACAUCUCCUUCCCAACUGCCUUCUGGCUUACACCUGAUGUAAAUGGACGGAAAGUCCAAGGAUUUUGCCAAUGGCUUUCGCCAAACUAUUCCAAAGACACUAAUCCCGCCGGUUGGACCAACGAGAUCGUCGAGCUCGCCUCCAUGGGCCCUUCUUCUCAUCCGACGUUGCUAUUCUACACAUACGGCGAUGAAUCACGACAUAUCACAUCCACCUUGCGCUCUCUGCCCUCGCAGAAAGAGAAACUCGACUUUUUGUUCAACUUCUUCAAGCCAUACUACUCACGGCUGCCGUCAUACGACGAGAACAACCCCGAUUGCCACCCUGUAGUUGCGGUAGCCACUGACUGGCUUGGUGAUGAUUUGGCGGGGAAUGGUAGCUAUGCCAACUUCCAGAAGGGGCUCAAGGAGGGCGACAAAGACAUCGAGAUCAUGCGGCAGGGAAUAUCGGGUGAGGGGAUCUGGCUGGCAGGGGAGCACACCGCGCCGUUUGUUGCUCUGGGGACUGUGACAGGGGCUUACUGGAGCGGGGAGGGGGUUGCAAAGGAGGUGGCGGGGAGUUAUGGGAGGAGGAUGGCGGAGAAGCUUGGAAAGGAGGAUGCCAUCACCAACUGAAGUGUAGUUCAUCAUGAUAUUUGUGUCAAAACGGUGGCGGGGAGAGCGAGGUCCAGGCUAAUAAGGUAACGGUUGGUUACAUUCCUGAGCGUCCACAGAUUUAUUGUUUUGGAUAAAGGUAGAGCAGUUACCUAUUGUAGCUUAGCAACGGCAAGUCACAGCGUUUUGUUUGUUGUCUGGAGCUCCCUGCUGCUGUUG